Molecule: messenger RNA, 2397 nt
Organism: Psilocybe cubensis
Lineage: Eukaryota; Fungi; Basidiomycota; Agaricomycetes; Agaricales; Agrocybaceae
Exons: 3
Coding region: 1-2397 (798 amino acids)
Source: RefSeq, a predicted model, not a curated record
AUGUUUGGGUGUGCAAACCGAGGGCAGCCAAAUCAGACAACUCCCGUCGCUGAGUUUUCCCAGGCUCGUCUGCUUUCCUCCAUGGACGAUCUCUCUGACCCCCCUCCCCAGUCUUAUCUCCCCCCUCCCGCCCUCCGCCACCACCAUUCCGCCCUCCUCGCGCCCCCCACUGACCACCCCCAUCGCUCAGACCAGAGACCCUCCUCUCGUCGCGCCCUCACCAGGGCCCUCGAACUCGCCCGCGAGGCUGUCCAGCUAGACUCUACCAAUGACAAUCCAGAGGCCGCAGUCGCUGCCUAUGCUCGCAGCGUCGCCCUCCUCAGCGAGGUCAUGGAGCGCGUCAGAAACGGCGAGGACAGCACUUCAGACUCUCACAGGAGGCGUAGACGUCGCAGCGUCGCAGCUCAGGAGGAAGAGGUCCGUCGUCUCCAGAACAUCCAUGAUACCUAUGCAGACCGCAUGAAUAUUCUGAGCAUCAUCUACAGCAUACCUCCCGUGCCAUAUCCAUCAUAUUCUGCCGCUCUCGCUUCUGACGCGCCCUCGACUUCCCCUACCUCUACUUCUCCUUCUUCCGACAACUCUCCUCAGAUACCACACCAGGUAUAUACCCAGUACAAUCCAGAUUCUGUCCCCAGUUUUUCAACUCCUCAGUACAAUGAUACAAGAGACAGCGUCUACAGGCUAGAUGAAGAGGUUCUUGAGAGGUCCGCCAUCUCUGGUCUUCCCAACACAUCACAUCCAUACGCUCUUCAGUACGAUGUUCCUCCUCUGCCCCAGCCCCAGCCUCAGCUCCAACCCCAGCCGAUACAGCCUGUCCCUUCAUUUCGCAAUUCUGUCAUAGCUAGUCGCAAAUCUAGACCCCCUAAUUCCCUGCCCCCAAAGCCUCCUCCGCCAAGUGCAUCUCUACCGCCACCCCCGGUCCAAACAGAGCUUGCCUAUGACCCUCCCCCAUUAAACCAUCAGCGGCCGGGGUUACAGCCACGCCUUGCUGCUGCUGCUGCUGUAGAAUCAACUUCUCAUCGGCGUACCCCUUCCGCUUCUAAUCUAAGACCGUUGGAGGAAGAAAACCAGGUUUCCGAACGUCAACUUUCCCGGCCUCGCGAAGACACGCUCGACUCACAAAAACCUGUCCCUGAUGCUCUGCGAGCCAACAGACGAGAAUCCCCUCCGCUGCCUCCUUUGCCCUCGCCCCCUCUUGUGCCAGAAACCAAUGGAAUUUCCCGAAGUGUGCCCAUUUCGAAACCACCUCCUUCACCAAGGCUACCAUCAGAUAAUAGACCUAGGGCUAUGUCCCAAGUGCCAUCGCGCACUGAAAUCAGUGUUCCAAAUAUUCACUCGAUUAAUCAGGGUACCUUGUAUGGGCGGAGAAAAACGUCUGCGCCUCCAAGCUCGCGUUCCUCAUCUCCUGCAGAGUCCACAACAUCGAAUGGAUCCGUACCGCAGCCGAGAUCAACUGGUCGGAGGAGUCGCUCAUCUUCACAGCCUGGUCAUAGACCCUCAACAACAGGCGGAAGAGCCUCUCCUGACCCACCACCUCCUCUUCCAGAAAUCACGCCGGGAAACGGUACUCCUAGGAAGAGAUCAACGGCUUCAAAACCACAAGAACCAGUCUCCUUUGUAUAUCCAGCGUCAACUUUCGGAAACCUCCCCACAACACCUACAUCACCGCUACCUCCAGCACCGCCCUCUGACCCCCUUCUCAAGCCUUAUCAUAUGAUGAACCUUCUAAGAAAUACUAUGGUUGCUUCGACAGGCGGUUAUGUGACGCGUCGAUUACAUGUCCCACACGAAGUUUGGUCUCAGGGCGGUGCAAAACUGUCCAAUUUGGACGAAAAGAUUCGAGUAGUCACAAUCUUAUGCUCAGCUUUAGAAGAUCUUGAAGGCAAUAGUGCAGAACAUUUUGGUGCUGGCAACGUUAGCAGUGGCAUGGCUCUUGGCAUCGGAAGCAUAGGCAGACGCGAAGCAGACGCCUGGCUGUCCAAACUCGAUGAAUUUUCAAACGUCUGCGAUCACGUAGUGACUAAUUUUGGCAAAAAACUAGGUGUAGGAGAAGGCUUCGUCUCGAGGAAGCCAACAUGGGGUGGUAAACUUUUCAGCCGAUUGGAUAAAUUCACCAACAAUGGAAAGAAUCUCGACUCUCCAGCAGCGUAUGUCCAAGGUCUUAAGAAGCUAUUUUUGCUUUCGCAGCUGUUGGAUGAACACACGCGCGCCAUCCUAUCACAACCCAUCGCACCAGCCUAUGGUGCCUUUCCGUUGGAUCUUCGAGGUUCCGCAGAGCAGAAGCUGAAACGGUUCUCCGAGUUCUUUGCCAGCGUCGUCCUCACCUUUGUCAUCCGAGAUCUGUCGCAGUUGCUCGACAAGUACGUCAAGAAAUGCGAAAAGUGGCUAGCAGAGUAG